CCGACGACGCGUUCCCACCAACCCACCCCGUUCUGUUCCGUUCCGAACCGUUUCCCGCACCACCCCCUCCUUUUUGACACAGCACUGCCGUUCUUAUUAGAUUUUAUGGCGGCGCGACUUUGACUUAGAACAGCAGCAGCAGCAGGGGCAGCAGCGGCACGUAAGAACAACAACAACAAGCAGCAGCGGCCGCGCCUUUUGGACGUUCCGAUUUCGCUCGGUCCGUGCGCGCGUGCUCGUUCCUUAUGCCAUUUCGUUGCGUUCUCGCAGCGUUAGAAUCGUUCGGUCUCUGCCGCAGCCGACGUCGACGUCUCUGCCGCUGGCUGACUUAUUGGCUUUAAGCGAAUUUGAACGUCGCUCGGACUUUUAUUCAACGUGUUGGUUCCGUCGCGUAAGCAACUCUGCCACAAUCGAGCAGCAGCAUUUGCAGCGGAAACUGAAACCGAAACCGAAACACACACAAAAUUCACAAAAACACAAAAUUACAAGCUAAAAAAUUACAAAAAAAAAAAAAAAAAACACAAAACCGAUGAAUGUAAAACAAAAAACAUACAGAAUAUUCCCCAAAAAAACUCGCGAAAACCUAUAGAGUGUUAAAAAAAAUCACAAGUUCUGACCAUAUUAUACAAAUACCAAACAUAUUUUUUUGAAGUGUGAACCCACAAAGUGCUUUAAACCAACAACAACUACUACUACUAUUACUACUACUACCAAAAUGCCUUUAAACAGCGUCACGCUUUAGUGUCACAAGUGUAAGAAAGUCCCCACCCCUUUUUGCAAGACCAAUUUUUGAAACUGAAACAGGUGUCCGUCUGCCAGUCUGCCACUGGGAGCAGCAGUGUUGGUAAGCGGAGCAGCAUAACAGAGUGUUGCCAAGCGGAGCAGCAUAACAGUGUUAGCAAGCAACCAACGAAGCAAGGAAGCAGCAGCAGGUGGCCGAAAAGCAGAACAAACAGGUCCAGCAACAGCAGCAGCUUAGCUCGGAACCGGCGACUUGUGCAAUUAAUGGAUUCGCUACCGAUGUGAAGCGAGUUGCCGGCUGUUCAACGUUCAAAGCAACGCAUUCGCUCGGCCCUAGUGCUCCGGGCAACAACACAGACGACACGAGAGAGAUCGGUGAUCGGAUCAGAUCAAGGGGAGCACCAGGAAGGAAACGGAAACAGAAACAGAAACGGAAACGGAAACUGAAACUGAACUGAUGGAUUAUCGGCGUUACAUCUACAGAAGCAAAAGCAACAACUUUAGAAAGCAGAAAGCAAAAAGAGAAACUCUAGAAGGAAACUUGUGAUAAGUGUGCCUCCAGAACCCACGAUAUAUAGAUAUAUCUCCAAGGAUAUAUAGAAAGAUAAAUGAAGACUUGUUGAGCAGUCCAAAAGCAACCAAAAAAAAACCAACAAGUGCAACGUGUAGGCCUUUAACUGUGAUUUAAGCAUAAAAAAAAAGAAAGCAAGAAAGAAACAAGAAAGAAACCAUAUAUAUAAUAUAUAGAGAGAGAUACGUUUAGUUUUUGUUUAAUUAUUCUUUUUGUCUGCUCGAUAACCAAUCGAUAACCGAUCAUCGAUAGCCAUGUUCAACUCAAACAUACCGGCAGCCUCGCUGCUUAGCAUCGAUAGCAGCGGCCUAGGUGGCCUGGGCGCUCACACGCCCAAGACCCCGGAAAUCCUCAAUUCGCUUAUCGCCAUGACCAAUCCCCUAGAUAACUAUAGCUUCGGUUCGGCAGCAGCGGUGGCAGCCAUCUCUGCCUCGGCAGCUUCAUCAGCAGCCUCCUGCAGCAGUGCUGCCUCUACCCCAGUGGUAACAGUGCGUCACUUCAAUGGACAUCCCAAUGGACAGUUACACUCGCAGGACAGCAGUCAUUCCAGUUGCUCCGGCUCGCCAUUGGAUUCGCCAGCAGGCGGCACUGCCACCACGCCCAGCGUUCAACAGACCUGCUCUCGCUUGAUCAAGGAGGGCCUGAAGCUCUCCAUCCAGAGCAAACGCAAGCUCUCCACCUGCGACUCCAGCUCCGGUUCAGAGCAGCCGCACUCCAAGUGCUCGCGACGCAGCAGCAACCACAACGGGCACAGCGGCGGCAGUAGCAAUCAUUACAGCGGCAACAUGAGCAAUGCCAACGACGACGACCUGGAGGAGACCAGUGAUGAGGACAGCGAGACCAAGUCGCAGCCCAAGGGUCUAACGCCCGAGGAUGAAGAUCGCCGGAGACGGCGUCGCGAGCGCAACAAGAUUGCGGCCACCAAGUGCCGGAUGAAGAAGCGCGAACGUACACAGAAUUUGAUCAAGGAAUCCGAAGUUUUGGAUACCCAAAAUGUGGAGCUAAGGAAUCAAGUGCGCCUGCUAGAAACGGAACGUCGCAAGCUAAUGGAUAUGCUGCAAUCUCAUGGAUGCCUGCGCGCCGGCGGCUGUCAGCUGCCCACGCAUCUCACGCAGUCACCGGCCCACAAGUAUCUCGCCGAACUGGACUUGGAUGAUGCGGUGGUUUCCAGUGGAGGAGCCAACAACAACAAUAACAACAGCAGUAGUGGCAGCAACACCAGCAAUCAGCAGCGAGUUCAAAGCAUACCAUCAAUGGCCACCUUCAAGUUUGGCUCCAAAACGGCAGCGGCGAUGGCCCAACAACUGCCCACUGGCUAUUGCAAGCCCUCGCCCAGUGCCCAGGAGUUUGAGCAUGCAGGCUACCAGCAGCAUCAUCAACAGCAGCAUCAGCAGCAGCACAAUCAGCAACACUCUUUGAAUCCCGCCAGCAGCAACAUUGAUCAGCAGCACCAGCCAAAUCCCAGUCCCGGCCUCCUCUCCGACUAUGUGCCCAAUUGCGAUGGCCUGAGCAGCAACAACAACAAUCCGAGCAACAACACUAGCACCAGCAGCAGCAGCAACAGCAGCAGCAAUACCAGCAGCAACACCAGCAGCAACACUACGUCCACCAGCGCCAUUGAGUUUGUGAAAAACGAACUGGUGGAUUCGCAGAGUCCCUACACCACCGCCCUGAGUGCCGAGCGGUUCCUCUUCGAGCCAAGUGAUGGCUUUCCGGAUAUUAAGCAUGCAGUCAGUGUUUUGCCUUCGCCGUGCGGCAUCAAUGGCCUUAACAUGGCCAGUGUGGUGCCCACGAAUGUGGGCUCUAAUGGCGGCAAUCAUAAUGGCAGCAAUGGCAGCGGCAACACCAACACCACCAACAGCAAUAACAAUAAUAACAAUCAUCUGAUGGACUUCCAUCAGGGACUGCAGCAUGGCAAUGGUAUUGGUAUUGGCAUUGGUAAUGUGGGUGUUGGUGUGGGUGUAGGCAUGACAUCCUGUUACGAUGAGGAUCAUCAGCUGAUGCUCAUGAAGAGCGGUUGCUAUGCAUCGGAUCUGCUGUCGCAGCUGGUGGACGAUGGCGUUGCUGGGGAGUAUGUCGACUUGGACACAGCCACCGCGUUCAUGACCAACGGGGGUUGCCUGGCGUGAGGAAGGGCGCCGGACAGGGAGCGGGAUCGAGAAAGGGAACGGGAAGGGGAACGUGAACGGGAACGUGAACGUGAACGAGAUCGAGACCGUGACCUGAUGCUACCCGCCUUCGAGCAGUCCACCGGCCAUCAUCAGCAAGCCCAACACCAGCAUCAUCAUCAUCAGCAGCAGCAGCAGCAAUCACAGAAACCGCAGCAGGUGACUCAUCAACCGGAUCGAUAUCAGGGUCAGGCACAACACUCCAGCCCACAGUUGGACCAGCAACAGGUGGAGCUGGAGCUGGAAAUGGAGCUGCAGCUGGGCGAGGAGCAGGAUCCGGCCUGGGCCCAUGUUGACUAUUGGUGCUAAGGCCCACAACCUUAUCAUUAUCCAAAAAACAAACAAAAACGAAAAAAAAACAACAAUCUAAUCUUAAAAUUAACCGCCACUCAUCGACUAAGCAAAAAGCAAAAGCAGGAAAGCAGAAGAUCCCUCCAAGUCCCCUCCCAAGAAGUUCCCAACCCUCCAGAUAAUAAUUUCUUCCAAAAUCAUUUCAAGUUCUAUAAAACUUUUUAUAAAGUUUAGCACAUUUGCGACAAUCUUGGAUAUUUUAGAAUAUAUAUUUUUUUUAAUUUUUGUUACAAUUUAACUUUUCAAUUUAAAUUCCUUACAAAUCCAAGUUCUUCCAAUAGCUGAGUUUCCCCCCAGAUCCCAAGACCACUCGAAUAUCAUCCGCCGAACCCAAAACCCCAUCCCCUAUAUGUAUGUAUAUUCCUCCCUGAUCCCAAGUCCGCCUGGAGCGGCAUCCAGCCUGUGGCUUGACUACCUCAUGAAGCAAGAAGCAGUAACAAUUAACAAGUAACUAUCAUUAAAAAGUUUUAACGUUUAAAAAGAGAAGAGUAAGACGAGGAGAGCACACAAAAAAUAAGAAAAGAAAAGAAGUAGCACUUGCACAACUGUACAUAACCCAACUUUUUGAUACGAUAUCAUUUAUCGAUAACAUUCCAUUGCAAGCCUGCAUCGAGAAAGAGAAGAGAGAGGGAGAGAGAGCGCAGUGAUCAACUGCGUGCAGUCACAUCCGCAUCAGUAAUUAUUAAUUUUAAUUUGUUCAAUUAUUCUUUUCUAUGCGUAACGUAUUUUUGUUUGCUCUUUGCUCCACCCAACGAAGCCUUAAAAAUAAUGAUAACUACUACUAUAUAUGCUUAUGUGUGUAAAAAACAAAAAAAAAAAAACAAGAGAGAGAUUAGAGAGAGAGGAGUAUUUCAAGUUGAUAUAUGCGAUAUAUGAUGACGUUUGAUAUUUUUUCUCUAAAUCCUAGGCUUAGUCAGUGAUAAACCCGUAUAUAUAUACCAUAUAUACCUUAUAUAUAAACAAUACAUGUAUGAAUUUUUUGUUUUUUUUUUUCGUGUCCAUAAUUUGUAAGCUAUGUUUAAAUGAUAAGCGAAAAAAAAAUGUGUGAGCUGUUGCCUUAAUCAAAAAAUGAGAAAAAAAAAAAAACAAAUUUCAAUUGACAACUAAAACUAAAUUACUAAUCUACACUUUGUUAAUUCUUUUGCAAACAAAAAACUAAUCUACAUAUACAAGAACAACAAAUAAUUAAACAAUCUAUAUAUAUACAAGAUGGGAAAAGAGAGAAGAUAUAUUAUAUAUAUAUAUGUAUUUUCGGUGGAAUCGAAGACCUUAAAGUGCUGCUAAAAAAUUGAAACUUUGCAACUCCUUUCAACUUGCGCCUUAUUAUAGUUAAAAAACAGAAAGCAAAUAAAAUGAACAACUUUUGUAAUUUAUAUUAUAUAUGUAUACAAGUCGAAGAUUAUAUAUAUACUAAAAAGCAAAACUUAUAUAUAUAUUUGUGUGUGUCUAUUGCUUGAUCAACGAGUUGAAGCAGAGUUCAUUAAUAUAUAUAAAAACAUACUUAUACACGGAUAUAACAAUUAUAUAUAUACAAAAAAAAAACAUGUGUGUGUAUAAACAGCUGUGAACACCAAAAAGUGGCCUAAAAGAUCAUCCCCCAAAAAACAAAAGAAAUUCCCCUCACAACAAGUGCUUUGAAAAUUGUUUGUAAAAAUUGUAAUGGUAAUUGCCUCGAUUUGUACUAAAGAGUUAACCAACGAUAACGAUAAAUGAUAAUCGAUAAAUUAUAUCUAUGUUAAAUACGCAAAAACAAAAGAAAACCAACUAUUUGUAACAUAUAACUAAACCCGAAAACAGCUCUUGAAACCAACCCCCCCUCCCCUGAGCACCGCCUUUUUCUAGAUGUACCAAGUCUACCAUAAUGUAUCCCCCCCACCCACACACCCACGAAAAUGCCUGCCUAUUUGCCCCUGAAUAGGAAUGUUAAGCAUACAAGAAAACUCUGUGCAAAGUGCAUAUUUCUUUCCACUUGAGAUGGAAAUCUUUGAAAAUUAAAAUUGUAUUUGAGCCUUAAGCAUUAAGCAAAAGUUUACCUCACACACUCGCACACACACACACAACCCUGGAGAAUUUUAGAGCAGAAUGACUUCCAUUCGCCGACAAUUGAUAUUACGUUCAGCUUCCAAAUACAGAAAAAACUUACAAAAAUCACGAAAAAGAAAAACUUAAUCAAGUUUCAACCACUCAGGUCAGGCGAGUGAAGAAAGCUGCGCCCAGGGUUGCCACCACAUUCGAUGUUAAAUGUAAUUCGUAACUGUAAAUGUUAACUGUAAACCGUAAACUGUAAAAAAUGGCAAAAUGCAAUCAACUCCAUAUGUUAACAUGCAAAAGGAAAAAAAAAGAAACGAAGAAAAGCAAAGUACUCUCGCUUGUACAUUUUUUGUUUAAUAUUUGUAAUCGAUAAUUUCGCGAUUUGUUUUGUUUGUUUUCGAUUAAUAUUCUCUAAUAUAUAUAUAUAUAUACCUAUAUAAAUAUGGCCUAAAAAAACACACAAAAGAGUCGAGUUUGAGUUUCAAGUUUUUGGGAUUUCGUGGGCUUCUUCGCUUCUGGCUGCAGCUGUGCUGAAAGGCGAAGUUAUUAUAUUAUUAAUAGAGCAUCGUAGAAGUAGAACGUCAUUGGAAACUCCAUCUAUCCAUCCAUAACCAUCCAUUUGAUCAAACCAUUUCGCUGUCAUCCUUGCAGGACUCAUGGCGCAUCAGCAUUUUCCCUCCUUCCCCACAUUCUGGACGAUACAUUUUUGACUUUGGAACGACAGGACCUCCUACUGACCCUCAUCUUUAGCUUUUAGUUUUAGGCUACAACAUACAACACAAAGUUUGUUUCAACUUGAACAGAAAUGCGCUACAAAAGUACCUGGACAACGUAAUGUAACGAUUAACGAUUAACGAUCAACCGAUAAAUACCGAUAGAUCAGGGUUGCACAGAAAGAAACGAUCACUCAGCUGCAGGCAGAAGGAGAAACUGACCGCAAAAUCACAAAAUCACCUUUCGAGAGGCCCUUUAAUUUGUAUAGUUAUAUAGAGCCCUAUUAUAUAUCCAUGUAUAUUGCUAAAUUAAAUUAAAAGCUAUCGAUAAAGUUAAAGAUCUAUAUGUGUGUGUAUGUCCACGACCGCAAGAGCAAGCAGCAAACGAAACAAAACAAAGAAAACUCCCACAAACUGUGCUAAAAAAAAAACAAUUGUAAAAAAUAUUAAGAAAUGUGUCGAAUGUGUUGAGAGAGAGCGCACGAGUCCCAGAUGUUAUUUGUGUAAUUUUGACCAGAGCAAAACUAUACGGUAAAUAGAUCUAGCCGACUUGAAAGCCAAAAGCAAGCAAAAGGAACAACAAACAGCAAAAACCAAGUCCAAUCCAAUCUAUGUCCAAUUGUUAGUCGAUAUAUAUUGUUAACUCCACUCAUAAUCCCGCGACCCAUCAUCCCCUUAUCCAGUAGCCGCCGUAUCUUGUAUCCGUAUCUCUAACGCUCGCUGUAUCCGCCAUCCGUAUCUCUAACUGUCUCUGUAAACCAUCUCCGAUCCGACUACAACCGAUCACACUCUAAAAGAACUACAAUAAAAUUAAAGUUUAAUAUCCAAA
Drosophila kikkawai is the source of this 7404-nucleotide messenger RNA. RefSeq names its product Activating transcription factor 3. NCBI's taxonomy places the organism in Eukaryota, Metazoa, Arthropoda, Insecta, Diptera, Drosophilidae. Gene Ontology annotation, biological process: regulation of transcription by RNA polymerase II. Gene Ontology annotation, cellular component: nucleus. The record is from RefSeq and is a predicted model, not a curated record. Gene Ontology annotation, molecular function: RNA polymerase II cis-regulatory region sequence-specific DNA binding; DNA-binding transcription factor activity, RNA polymerase II-specific.